Messenger RNA from Tachyglossus aculeatus (Australian echidna), 4506 nucleotides. RefSeq names its product SEC24 homolog B, COPII coat complex component (gene SEC24B). The coding region runs from base 80 to 3670 and encodes 1196 amino acids. Gene Ontology annotation, molecular function: zinc ion binding; SNARE binding. NCBI's taxonomy places the organism in Eukaryota, Metazoa, Chordata, Mammalia, Monotremata, Tachyglossidae. The transcript has 24 exons. The record is from RefSeq and is a predicted model, not a curated record. Gene Ontology annotation, cellular component: COPII vesicle coat; endoplasmic reticulum exit site. Gene Ontology annotation, biological process: COPII-coated vesicle cargo loading; intracellular protein transport; endoplasmic reticulum to Golgi vesicle-mediated transport.
GCCGUCGGCCCCUGGGUAUGGAUUCCAUCCUCCCAACUCCGCCGCCGCCGCUCCGCCCCCAGGACCGUCCUCCUCCCAGAUGGCCAGGAAAGCCGGUCCCCUGCAGCCGGACGGCCAGUACGUUCCCGACUACUAUUCGGCCCGCUACACGGCGCCCACCCAGCACGUGGCGGCUCCUCAUCCUCCUCCCCCUCACCCCGUGGGGUCCGGCGCCAUGAAUGCGGCGUUGGGGUCCCGGCCGGCGUACGGCGGGGGUCUCCCCGCCCCCGGGGUGGCGGUGGCGACUCCGGCCCACUUACGGGCGAGUGCCCCCCAUCCGUACCCCGCUCCUGGCAAUCAUUACGGCGGCCCGGCCGCGUACUCCGCCACCCCGGCCGUGGCCCCUCAGGGAUUCCCCAGCUCUUCCGGCCAACCUGCCGUCUCCGGAGCGGCUCAUCCCGGCGUCCCGUACCCUCCCGUUCCUCCCGGAAAUCCGUACGGGCCGGGGUUUACCUCACGGGGCGCCUCGCUGACCAGGCAGCUGCCGGAGAAUUCAUUUCCAGCGGUCGCCCCUCCACCGACUGCCGCGGUUGCCCACCCAUCGCCGCCGAGGCCCCUGGGGUCCGGCGCGGCGUCAUGGCCGGCUUCGGGCGGUCAGUCCUCCCAGGAAAACCUCCUCCGAAACCACACGGGAUCCACGGUUGCCGCAGGCAACCCUUCAAGUACAGUCGCAGGUUCUCCAUCCCGCCCCACAAACCAAAGCGUUCAACGGCCGAACACCUGCCCAGCCUCCUCGUCAGGGAAACCCCAGGCAGCUCCGGGGCAGCAGCCGACCCGGCCCAGGGCCCCGGUUUCGCAUCCGUCGGAUCCAGCGGUACAAGAAGGCACGCAGUAUGGUGGAUAUAUUAAUAACCAAGCUAGCUCAGCACCGAAUCCCUUGUCCUCAACUUCAGAUGAUGAGGAAGAGGAGGAGGAGGAGGAUGAGGAAGCAGUUUCAGCCAUGCCCCAGGUUACAACCAGCCCUGGGAUAGAACCCGUAUUGUUUGAUGCCUCACCCCAGGCAUACAUCCGGCCGGCCUUGACGUCCCAGCCGAGCGAUUCGGCCAUUGACAGCUCCUCUACAACAAGCAGCGCAUCUCCAGUGCCCAACAACUAUGAUGCCCUAGAAGGAGGAGGAUAUCCAGAAACGCUUUCGUCGUCUACCAGCAGUCCAGCGCCCGCUCCCUCCACCCCUCAGCCAGCCAAGACGUCGAAGCCUUUCGGUUACGGCUAUCCGACUCUUCAGCCUGGUUAUCAAAACGCGGCCCCUCUUAGUUCUGGAACACAGACUGGUAACCCAGGAUAUCAUUCUGGGUUCCAGCAGUAUGCCCAGCAAUAUCCCAGUGUGAACCAGCUCUCGCCCAGUUUAGGAGGAUUGAGCCUGCAGCAUUCUCCACAGCCAGAAAGCCUGAGACCCGUCAACCUCACGCAGGAUAGGAACAUUCUUCCUACGACUCCUGUUCUGGCUCCUGUCCCCAACUUGAAUGCGGACCUCAAGAAAUUGAACUGUAACCCAGAUUCAUUUCGCUGUACUUUGACAAAUAUCCCACAGACUCAGGCUUUGCUGAACAAGGCUAAACUUCCUUUAGGAUUGUUGUUACAUCCGUUCAGAGAUCUAACGCAAUUACCGGUGAUAACGUCAAGCACCAUCGUGAGGUGUCGCUCCUGCCGGACUUAUAUCAAUCCUUUCGUCUCCUUCAUUGAUCAGAGGAGGUGGAAAUGCAACCUCUGCUACAGAGUCAACGAUGUUCCUGAAGAAUUUAUGUACAAUCCCCUUUCCCGAUCUUAUGGAGAGCCUCACAAGCGGCCCGAGGUGCAGAAUUCAACUGUGGAAUUCAUUGCUUCUUCAGACUACAUGCUCCGACCUCCUCAACCGGCAGUUUACUUGUUUGUUUUAGACGUGUCUCAUAACGCAGUGGAAGCAGGAUAUUUAAACAUUGUCUGCCAGUCGUUGUUGGAAAAUCUAGACAAACUCCCUGGAGAUUCAAGAACAAGAAUAGGAUUUGUAACGUUUGACAGCACUGUUCAGUUCUACAACUUGCAAGAAGGUUUAUCCCAGCCUCAGAUGUUGGUUGUCUCAGAUAUCGAGGACAUUUUCUUACCUACACCUGAUAGUUUACUUGUGAAUCUACAUGAAAGUAAGGAGCUGAUAAAAGACUUAUUGAAUGCAUUACCAAAUCUGUUCACCAAUACAAGAGAAACGCAUAGCGCUCUUGGCCCCGCACUUCAGGCUGCCUUUAAAUUGAUGUCUCCAACAGGUGGCCGGGUGUCUGUGUUUCAGACACAGUUACCUUCCUUGGGUGUAGGACUCUUACAGUCCAGAGAAGAUCCCAAUCAAAGAUCAAGUACAAAGGUUGUUCAACAUCUUGGUCCCGCAACUGAUUUUUAUAAGAAGUUGGCCUUAGACUGUUCAGGACAGCAAACGGCAGUGGAUCUCUUCCUUUUAAGUUCACAGUAUUCUGAUCUGGCAUCUCUAGCUUGCAUGUCCAAGUAUUCUGCAGGGUGCAUCUAUUAUUAUCCGUCUUUCCAUCAUAGUCAUAAUCCUGCACAAGCAGAAAAAUUGCAAAAGGAUUUAAAACGCUAUCUCACGAGGAAGAUUGGGUUUGAAGCAGUCAUGAGAAUAAGGUGUACAAAAGGUCUCUCAAUACACACUUUUCACGGCAACUUUUUUGUGCGAUCUACUGAUUUGCUGUCUCUCGCCAACAUCAACCCCGAUGCCGGAUUUGCAGUGCAGAUGUCAAUUGAGGAGAGUUUGGCAGACACUUCGUUAGUAUGUUUUCAGACAGCCCUUCUGUACACUUCAAGCAAAGGGGAGCGGAGAAUUCGAGUGCACACCCUCUGUUUGCCAGUGGUGAGCUCGUUGGCAGAUGUGUACGUAGGAGUGGAUGUACAAGCAGCCAUCUGCCUUCUAGCAAACAUGGCUGUCGACAGGUCAGUUUCCUCGAGUCUGUCGGACGCCAGAGACGCCCUGGUGAACGCGGUGGUAGAUUCACUGUCGGCGUACAGUUCUACAGUGUCAAACUGGCAGCAGUCUGCCGUGAUCGCACCUUCCUCCCUCAAGCUGUUCCCUCUGUAUGUUUUGGCACUUCUCAAACAGAAAGCAUUCAGGACUGGUACCAGUACACGCCUGGAUGACCGUGUAUUUGCUAUGUGCCAGAUGAAGUCUCAGCCACUGGUUCAUCUGAUGAAAAUGAUUCAUCCCAAUUUAUAUAGGGUAGACAGACUGACUGAUGAGAGCUCAAUUCAUGUUAACGACAGAGUUGUGCCCCAACCCCCUCUUCAAAAAUUGUCCGCAGAGAAGCUGACAAGAGAAGGCGCUUUCCUUAUGGACUGCGGUUCGGUUUUUUACAUUUGGAUUGGAAAAAGCUGUGAUAACAACUUCAUAAAAGACGUGCUCGGAUACCCUAACUCUGCAUCCGUACCUCAGAAGCUGACACAUCUCCCCGAGUUAGACACCCUUCCGUCGGAAAGAGCCAGAUCUUUUCUCUCCUGGCUUCGGGACAGCAGACCGUUAAGCCCGAUCCUUCACGUGGUAAAAGACGAGAGUCCUGCUAAGACUGACUUUUUCCACCAUUUAGUGGAAGACAGGACAGAGGCUGCCUUCUCUUACUAUGAAUUCUUGCUUCACGUGCAGCAGCAGAUGUGUAAGUGAAGAGGAACAGACGGGAAGAAAAUAAUCCACGACCUUAGAUUCAGGACUAAACUAUCAGAAGAGCAUUUAGGAAGCUUAAAAAGCACGCAUUAUUCUUUUUUCUCAAAUGCCCAGCACCCUGUCUGAGGCUUUGGCAGUUAAAGGGAUUAAAAAAAAAGGAAGAAAUCCCGAAGAACUGGACAGAUUUUCGCCUGCCUAAAAUAAAAAGGAUAGCAACGAUGACGCUGAUUCACUAACUACAUUUUCAAGUGGUUUAUACACAUUUCUGAUAGUGCAGCAGUAGAGUGCUCUGUUUAUUGCAAGCUGGCAAAUUGAUGUAGCUGUGUGGAAUGAUAUUUCUUAAUGGAAAAUUAGAUAACAGUCUUUUUCUUACAUUUACUAGAACAUUUCUGGACCUGAACUUUGACAGAUGCCAGCAGGCAGCGGUACCAUAAUUUUUGUUUAUAUGAAUUACUUUUUAACAAGGAAUGAUUCGUAUUCAUUGAUUUCAACAUUUUCCCAGUGAAGCCUAGAGAAUUUCAAUAUAUGACCUGUAGAGAUAAACUAUAUACUGUACAUAAGUGUUACGUUUGUAAAAAAAAAAAAAAAAACGACGAAAAACCACACACACAAAACAAAAAAAAUGUAAAAAAUGUAACUACAGAAUAUGAACCGCUUAGUGUGCUACGUUGUUGGGUGUUCGAUGACAGAUCUUUUUGUCCCAGGUAGGAAAUGACUGAUUUAACACAUUAAGAAUUGAGUCCACAGAAGAAACACCAAACUCUUUGUAAUUCUGUUCGAUCUUUGAGGUGGAUUUAUUUAUGAUCAGCUUACUAAUUAAAAAUAUUUUGCUUGUU